AGGGACAUGGCAAAAGAAAAGCCACGCCAUAUCGGACUGAUGAAGAUAGUGACGGUACCAGAGUUUAUGUUCGCACAGCAUUGGCUCCGAUGCCGAGCUCGUACGUGGAAUGCAGAGGCAUGUGAUGAGAGCCCUGCACCACGGACAAGACGUGUCCGCAACAAUGCGAGAGAGCAGGUUCAAUUCCCUGAUACUAAACACGUUAUCUUGCUGUUUGAUGCGUGUGGGCCAUGGUGGGAUCACAAGGAACCGGGCGGAAGGAUCAGGCGUCGACAUCUUCAAUCCUUGAACAAGCUUCAUGUCACAGGCGAUAGAACGGUCGAAGUACAGGACGAAAGACGCAACACCGGACAUGGCAAAAGAAAAGCCACGCCAAGACCCCAGCUUUGCAGCGCUCAAGUCCCGCUUUCCACCACGCUCCAAGCCGCAAAUUCACUUACACCUCGCGCGCCUUCCCUACCAACACCAACAUCACCAAAAAUGGCAAAAAUAUGUUGCAAACACAUGCAAAAGAACAGGGUCUUGCCCGGACUCGAACCGGGGACCUCUCGCAACUGA
Molecule: messenger RNA, 558 nt
Organism: Scutellospora calospora
Lineage: Eukaryota; Fungi; Glomeromycota; Glomeromycetes; Diversisporales; Gigasporaceae
Source: the annotation of a GenBank genome assembly